AAACUCUCAGGCCGCCCAAGAGGACAGAUAACGUGUGUGGAGCCUAGAAAGCAGGGAGUGUGGCUGUGUAGGAAAGAAGCCGGAGCCCUUCCCUGAGCCUGCCUGGACGCAGAGGCCCGGAGCACCAAUCGACCAUGGUGCGCGCGCCCUGCUGGUUGCUGCUGCUGCUGCCGCCAGUGCUGUGCGUCUCGGAGACCGCACUAGAGCCCUGCGAAGUAGACGACGAGGAUUUCCGCUGCUUCUGCAACUUCACGGAUCCGGAGCCCGAGUGGUCUAGCGCCUUCCAGUGCGUAAGUGCGGUCGAGGUGGAGAUCCACGGCGGCGGCCGCAGCCUGGAACAAUUCCUAAAAGGAGCAGACACGGACCCGAAGCAGUACGCUGACAUGGUCAAGGCUCUGCGCUUGCGGCGGCUCACAGUGGCCUCCGCGCAGGUUCCCGCUGUCCUUGUGGCCGCCUUCUUGCGGGCGCUGGGGUACUCCCGCCUCAAGGAACUGACGCUCCAGGACCUGGAGGUAACCGGCGCCAUGCCGCCGCCGCCUCGGGAAGCCGCUGGGCCUGCGCUCUCUACCCUCGGUCUCCGGAACGUGUCGUGGGCAACGGGUGGUGCCUGGCUCACCGAACUGCAGCAGUGGCUGAAGCCGGGCCUCAAGGUACUGAGCAUUGCGCAAGCACACUCGCUUGCUUUUUCCUGCGCACAACUCAGCACCUUCCCGGCACUCACCACCUUAGACCUAUCCGACAAUCCCCGACUGGGCGAGCGCGGACUGACAGCAGCUCUCUGUCCGCACAAGUUCCCGGCCCUCCAGGCUCUAGUUUUACGGAACACCGGGAUAGAGACGCCCAACGGCGUGUGCUUGGCGAUGGCGGUGGCGGGUGUGCAACCCCACCGCCUAGACCUCAGCCACAACUCGCUGCGCGCCACCGCCCCAGGCGCUCCUGGGUGUGUCUGGCCCAGCACACUGAACUCUAUAAACUUGUCCUUCGCUGGGCUGGAGCAGGUGCCUAAGGGACUACCGGCCAGGCUUAGCGUGCUUGAUCUUAGGUGCAACAAGCUGAACAGAGAGCCUCGGCCAGAAGAGCUGCCCAAGGUCAGUAACCUGGCACUGGAUGGGAAUCCCUUUCUGGACCCUGAAGCCUUCAACUACCAAGAAGAUCCGAUGAAGUCUGGCGUGGUUCCAGCCUGUGCGCAUUCGGCCCUGGCGGUGGGGAUGUCAGGAACCUUCGUGGUGUUUCAAAGGGUGGGAGGCUUCACCUAAGGCCCACGAGAGACAAAUGAAUUGGCUCGGAUUGCCCUGGCUCCAGGGAAGCCUUAUCGGGACGUCUUUUUUUUUAACCAACCAACCCUCUGCCCCAUCUUCAUUAAAAUCUGAAACAACGA
This is a messenger RNA of Odobenus rosmarus divergens (Pacific walrus), 1378 nucleotides long. It is a transcript of the gene CD14, whose product is annotated as CD14 molecule. Bases 135 to 1256 code for a protein of 373 amino acids. Gene Ontology annotation, biological process: positive regulation of type I interferon production; toll-like receptor 4 signaling pathway; inflammatory response. The record is from RefSeq and is a predicted model, not a curated record. Gene Ontology annotation, cellular component: membrane raft; lipopolysaccharide receptor complex; external side of plasma membrane. The transcript has 2 exons. Gene Ontology annotation, molecular function: lipopolysaccharide binding. NCBI's taxonomy places the organism in Eukaryota, Metazoa, Chordata, Mammalia, Carnivora, Odobenidae.